ACGUUUGGCCCCCUCUCGGCGGAGGAGCAGCAGUCGGGGCCGCUACAUCGAGCCGCUGCUCCGGGUCUCAUCUGAGGACUGCGAUCAUGGAGUAAACAUGGCCCACAACCGAAGCUUCUUCCUGGAAGCUCUGGACCGAUCGGAGGCCCGGAGAGACGGAGGGUUCAAGCACAACAACUGGAGCUUCUCUCUCUCUGGGGACGACGGAGAGGGGCGGAGUCAUGAUGUGAGCGUGGUGAGCGUGGAGGAGAUGGACCGGCAGCAGCCCCCCUCCCCCGAGGAGAAGAAGCCUUCGUCCCUGAGGCACUUCACCUCCUCCGAUCCUUUGAGGACGUAUGAGAACCGACCAAAUAACCACAGCAGGCCCAAAAGACUCAGCGAUGACCCGUUCUCGGUGGCGCCGUCCUCCCCCAUCCCCAACAGAACCAACUAUUUCAUCAUCAGCCCGGCGCCGGCGCAGGGACUCGUCCUCCAGGGGCGCCACUUCCAGCACGCACAGACGCCCUCCGGCCUCCGGAAGCCGGCCCAAAGCCUUGAUUUGAAGGAAAGAAAUGACUUCUCCACCACGCAGCAGGCGGUGGAGGUGGACGGCAUCGUGCUCACCUGCCCAGACAUCUCAGAAGACGAGGCCUCGCCCAACGUGAAGCGGCGCCUGCAGCAGAAGAGGAAGCCGCUGGAGGACGGCUGCUCCUUCCCCCUGCAGGCCAGAGCAGCCGAGGUGAGCGCGGGACUACAUUACCCAGAAAGCAACGGGACACGCUUCUCCUUCCCCUCGGCCUGA
Pseudoliparis swirei is the source of this 781-nucleotide messenger RNA. Its product is annotated as sentrin-specific protease 6-like. Bases 98 to 781 code for a protein of 227 amino acids. The record is from RefSeq and is a predicted model, not a curated record. Lineage: Eukaryota; Metazoa; Chordata; Actinopteri; Perciformes; Liparidae. The transcript has 8 exons.